Molecule: messenger RNA, 2510 nt
Organism: Rubroshorea leprosula
Lineage: Eukaryota; Viridiplantae; Streptophyta; Magnoliopsida; Malvales; Dipterocarpaceae
Source: the annotation of a GenBank genome assembly
AAUAUAGUUUAUAGACAACUCACAAAAACGCUAGCUAAUCAUCUCCCUCACCCAUUGCUGGGUGCUGUUCUCUCACCCUUUCGCCUUAUGCUGCUCUCUCUAAUCACCCCUGCAUAAAUUUUCAUCUCACUCACAUAUUCUUCAUCAGAUUUGAAAUGACAAUGAACACCAGCAACUCAAGUACUGUAUUAAUUGCUCCUUUUCUUCUUGAAAAAGACAAAAAUAAUUAUGAAGAUUGGAAAGUUUACAUUAAAAAUUAUUUAUUGGCUCGAAAUCUUUGGGACAUUACUGAAUAUGGGCAUAUUCCGAAAGGAAAUUGGAGGAAAAAGAAUGCUGCAGCUCUACAUGCCAUUCUUUCUAGCUGUUCACAAGAUAUUUUCCGUGAAAUAAAGGACAAGUCAGCCAAGGAUGCCUGGAAUCAUUUAGCCAAAAUACCGGAGGAGCGCGAACCUAAAGAGAGGUCGAGUAGAGAGGAAGAAGAUAAAAGACGUUCCCUAGAGAUGACAAAGAAAAUUUACAAUGGAAAUUUGGAAGGUGUAACGGAGUUGAUUCAUUUUGGCAACGUUCAAACUAAAUUUCCACCAAUUACAGGCUCUCUGGAAACUGCUCUUCACGUAGCAAUCAAGGCUGAGAAAGAUAAGAUUGUCGAGGAAUUGAUAGAGAUGAUGUCAAUACCAGAACUGGAGCAAAAGGAUUUCAAUGGUCACACGGCUCUCUCCUUAGCUGCAUUUGAGGGAAAAAUUGAAUGGGCGAAAUUAUUAGUCCAAAAGAACCAAGGUUUGCUUACCAUUGCAGACAACGUGGGCAAUAUCCCGCUUGUUAGAGCAGCUAAUUGUGGCCGCAAGGAGAUGACACAAUACCUCUACAUUGAAACUCUCAUGUACACUGAAAGCUCUCUUCAUGACAAUAUCUUGCAACCAGGAAAACAAGGCGAUCAUGGAUUCCAUCUCAUGCGCUGUUGUAUAUCUAACAAUAUGUUCGAUAUUUGUUGGCAUCUACUCAAAAGAUAUCCAAGUUUGGCUGUUUGCCGCGAUACACAGGGAGUAUCUCCUAUUUUAUUGUUGUCCAGUCAACCUCAUGCAUUUUAUAGUGGGACCAAGCUUUCAUGUUGGCAACGAUUGAUUUAUUCCUUCUUAAAGGUAGAGUUGCCAACCACAUCCACCACUCUCACCGGAGACGUACAACUUUAUGUCUAUGAUCAAAAUCACGACGAAGGGAACAUCAGAAAACAAGUAUACGUGCUUGAUGGAUUUCGUAGAUUGGGUUUAAAGGUCCAUGAGUUCCCUGGAAUCAAAAAUAUUCAUGAUUUGAAGUUGGGACAUCACCUUGCAAAGGAGGUUCUUCUCAGUAUGUGUAAGCAUGUAUCGACUUUGGAAAUGAAUCAUCAGCGUGAUGAUUUUAGAGUUGAUGCUGCACUCUUUGAAGCUACCAAGCACGGAAUAGUAGAAUUUGUCACUGAGCUGUGGAAAGCCAACCCAUCAUUUGGUUUUAAAACUAAUCUUGAUGACAGACUCGCUUUCAUGGUCGCAGUCCAACAUCGUCGAGAAAAUGUUUUCAACCUCAUUUAUGGCGUUAAUCAGGCAUGGAAUGCUGGAAAUACCAACAAAAAAGAUAUAGAUGGCAACAACAUGCUACAUAUUGCAGGGGGGUUGGCUCCUGAUUUUGAACGUGUUGGAAUCUCUAGUAAUCCAGCAUUACGGGUGCAGAGAGAACUACAGUGGUUUAAGGCGGUGUCAAACAUUGUUCCAAAAUGGUGCACGCAAGCUAAAAAUAAUAAUGAUCAAACCCCCAAGGAUGUAUUCACCAAGAGCCACAAUGAAUUAGUGAAAGAGGGGCAAAAAUGGAUGACGGACACCGCAGGUUCUUUUAUUAUUCUCAGUAUUCUUCUUGUUACCGUCACGUUUGCUGUUUCUUUUACUGUCCCAGGCGGCAACAAUGAGACGGGGUUACCCAUACUCUUAGGCAAAAAAUUAUUUAAGAUAUUUAUAAUAACCGAUGCAAUAUCCUUCUUCUCUGCAUCUACUUCGGGUUUAAUGUUUUUGGGAAUCCUAACGUCCCGCAAAGAUGAAGAAGAUUUUUAUGUGUCCUUACCCCUGAUGUUGAUGAUCGGCCUUAUCACUCUUUUUGUUUCUAUUGCAACAAUGAUGGCCAGCUUUUGUGCUGCUCUUUUGAUUAUGCUACAAGUUCAACUGGGGGAAGUAAUUCUCAUAAUUGUGGCGUCUAUCAUUCCAACUGUGGUUUUUGCACUGUUGCAAUUUCCCCUCAUUUGUGAAAUUAUUGUCUCAACACGUUCUCAGGGAAUCUUUAACAGGAAAAUGAAGCCUUGGUUGGUUAAUUUACAAGAAAGUUGAUUUAUCUUUGGUGAUAGUUUUCCCUCCAAGUUGAAAUUCUAUAGCUUAUUUGGUUAAUCAGUUGUAUUGGAACUGUCAACUUAUGUGUUUUAUUUGGUUGUAUUUUAAUAUUUCUUGGUUUUUAUGAAAUUGUGAUUUAAAUAUAUGCACCUGCCAUUG